UCAUUAUGAAGAGAGAUCUGGUUUUCUUGGUGACUCUAAUUAGCCUUGCCUUCCUGUCACUGCUAAGGUCUGGAUAUCCUCAACAUAUUGCAGAGGAGUCCUGCUCUGUUCAAAUUCUUGUUCCAGGCCUCAAAGGGGAGGCUGGAGAAAAGGGGGAGAAAGGUGCCCCAGGUCGUCCAGGCAGAGUUGGGCCUCCAGGAGAUAAAGGAGAAAUGGGGGACAAAGGACAGAAAGGCAGCAUAGGACGGCAUGGAAAAAUUGGUCCUAUUGGUUCAAAAGGUGAAAAAGGAGAUAAUGGUGACAUAGGACCACCAGGUCCUAAUGGUGACCCAGGCAUCCCCUGUGAGUGCAGCCAGCUAAGGAAGGCUAUUGGUGAAAUGGAUAUCCAAGUGGCCCAGCUGACAACAGAACUAAAAUUCAUAAAAAAUGCUGUUGCUGGUGUGCGUGAGACAGAUAAUAAGAUAUAUCUGCUGGUGAAGGAAGAGAAAAGAUACAAGGAAGCCCAGCUCUACUGCCAUGGAAGAGGAGGGACGCUGAGCAUGCCCAAGGAUGAGACUGCCAACAAUCUGAUCGCCUCGUACAUCAACCAAGCCGGGCUCACCAGAGUUUUCAUUGGGAUUAACGACCUAGAGAAAGAGGGAAAUUUUGUCUAUUCUGACCGAUCGCCCAUGCAGACCUUCAACAAAUGGCGCAGUGGGGAGCCCAACAAUGCUUAUGACGAGGAGGACUGUGUGGAGAUGGUGGCGUCUGGCGGGUGGAAUGAUGUUGCGUGUCAUAUUACCAUGUAUUUUGUGUGUGAAUUUGACAAAGAAAAUGUCUAAUCUUGUCUGCUCUCUCUUUAUUUUAAGAAAAGUUUUUA
This is a messenger RNA of Nipponia nippon (crested ibis), 859 nucleotides long. It is a transcript of the gene COLEC11, whose product is annotated as collectin subfamily member 11. The record is from RefSeq and is a predicted model, not a curated record. NCBI's taxonomy places the organism in Eukaryota, Metazoa, Chordata, Aves, Pelecaniformes, Threskiornithidae.